UUCUUCCGCUAACUCCUCUUUGCACUUCAUCUUGCUUCACACUCUCUCUUUCUCUCUCUAGGAAUGGCUAUUAUUUUCUCAGAUCUGCACACUGAAUCUGGACUAAAGUCCCUCAACGACCAUCUCGCCGGAAAAUCCUAUAUCUCCGGGGAAAAGCUUACAAAGGAUGAUGUUAAGGUUUAUGCUGCUGUAGCUGAGAAGACUGAUGAUUUUCCUAAUGUCAGUCAGUGGUAUGGAAGUGUUGCCUCUCAACUUGCCGCCAGCUUUCCGGGUAAGGCUGUUGGAGUUGGAUUAGGAGGUCAAGGUUCUGUUUCUGAAGCUGCUAUUGCUACUGAAGAAAAGAAGGUUGCUCCUGAUGCUGAGGAUGAUGAUGACCUCGAUUUAUUUGGUGAUGAAACAGAGGAGGAAAAGAAGGCUGCUGAAGCAAGAGAUGCUGCUAAAGCAACAACUACCAAGAAGAAAGAAAGUGGAAAGUCAUCAGUUCUUAUGGAUGUAAAACCAUGGGAUGAUGAAACCGACAUGAAGAAGCUAGAAGAGGCUGUUAGGAGUGUGGAGAUGCCCGGUCUCCUUUGGGGAGCUUCUAAAUUGGUUCCAGUUGGUUAUGGUAUUAAGAAGAUGCAAAUCAUGCUUACCGUUGUUGAUGAUCUUGUCUCUGUUGAUGAUCUCAUUGAAGAGCGUUUGACUGUAGAGCCCAUCAACGAGUAUGUUCAGAGCUGUGACAUUGCUGCCUUCAACAAAAUCUAAAUUAUCUCUGUUUUCUACACUCUUUACCUAUUGUUCUUCAUGUUUUGAGGUUGUUUUCAUACUUCCCUUAAAGAAACUUGUACUAAACCGGCUAAAUUUUUGUUAUUUUUGUGUUUUAUUAAGGUUGAAUUAUAAUUUUUGUUUAAUUUAUGGCAUGAAAUUAUCUCUCAA
Molecule: messenger RNA, 915 nt
Organism: Impatiens glandulifera
Lineage: Eukaryota; Viridiplantae; Streptophyta; Magnoliopsida; Ericales; Balsaminaceae
Product: elongation factor 1-beta 2-like
Exons: 6
Coding region: 64-744 (226 amino acids)
Biological process (GO): translational elongation
Cellular component (GO): cytosol; eukaryotic translation elongation factor 1 complex
Molecular function (GO): translation elongation factor activity; guanyl-nucleotide exchange factor activity
Source: RefSeq, a predicted model, not a curated record